This is a messenger RNA of Cajanus cajan (pigeon pea), 2704 nucleotides long. RefSeq names its product protein DA1-related 1. NCBI's taxonomy places the organism in Eukaryota, Viridiplantae, Streptophyta, Magnoliopsida, Fabales, Fabaceae. Gene Ontology annotation, molecular function: ubiquitin binding. The record is from RefSeq and is a predicted model, not a curated record.
GGACCCCACAUGCCAGAGUAAACAGUGACAUUGAAUUGAAACUCAACUGCUUCUUCUGAUUCUCCAUAUCUACCUUCCAAUCCGUCUUUUCUGGUGUUUUUUAAGGAAUGUAAAUAAAAAUAUACUCAUUCAUCACUUCCUCACUAUUGCCGUUUUUAUCCCUUUUCGCCUUCCUGUAUUUGCGUAUGAUCCAAGUACCCCCCUUUUCACUCUUUGCACUCAAAAAGUUAUUCCCAGGAUCACACACACAUUAACAAAGAGAAAAAAAUAGAAAGACAGAGAGAGAGAGAGUUAUUACUGUGUGAUGGACUAUGUUUAUAUAGGGAAUCAGAAAGUGUACUUGAACUGGGGUUCAUCUGAUUCCUUUGUCUCUGCUGAUUCAUAAUCUCUUUCAGUAUCAGAUGGUGGGGUUGGUGGAAGGUGUUUCUUUUAUGCAUGUGGAAUAAUUUGAAUUUCUCUUGAAGCAAUUCAAUUUGAGUCCAUUAGUUAUCAAGCCACAAAGGGCGUUGCUUUAAGGGAAAAAAGACAAAAAAGAAAGCAUAUUGGGUGCUGCGGAGCUGAAGAUUUUUGAGCUUACUAGAAGAGGUUUUGCCAACCUGCAGCAAAUAAUAUUGCAUGGGUUGGUUUACUAAAUUGCUUAAGGGAUCCAAUCGUAAAUAUUCUGGAGGAAAGUAUCAUGGGAAAUAUGGCGAUGGCAGAAUUUCCGACAAUCAUGAUAAUUCAGCGGAUGAUUUGACGGAUAUUGAGAAAGAAGAAAUUGAUCGCGCAAUAGCACUCUCUCUUUCAGAGGCAGAUCCGAAAGGGAAAAAAGUUAUUGAGGAUGAUUCUGAAUCUGAAGAUGAUGAACUGUGUCCACUUGAUGAUGAGGAAGAUGAAUGUGUUGGUGAAGUUCAGGAAGAUGAAGAUGACCAUCAUGCUAAAAUUCAACAGGAUGAAGACAAACAUCUUGAUGAAGUUCAACUUGAGGAAGAUGAACAACUUGCCAGGGCAAUUCAAGAAAGUUUGACCAUUAGUUCUCCUCCUCGAUCUGACACUGAUUCCUUAUUUCAACCUUUUGCGCACUUAUUCCCACCUGUAUACAGAAUCUGUGCUGGCUGCAAUGCCGAGAUUGGCAAUGGAAGAUUUUUGAGUUGCAUGGGAGGUUUCUGGCAUCCAGAAUGUUUUUGUUGCCAUGCUUGCAAACUUCCAAUCACUGAUUAUGAGUUUUCCAUGUCUGGAAAUCGCCGUUAUCAUAAAUCAUGCUAUAAGGAGUUGCAUCAUCCGAGAUGCGAUGUUUGCAAGAACUUUAUCCCACCAAAUUCAGCUGGCCUCAUUGAGUAUAGAGCACAUCCUUUCUGGCUACAAAAAUAUUGUCCAUCGCAUGAGCGUGAUGGCACUCCUCGUUGUUGUAGCUGUCAAAGAAUGGAGUCAGUGGAUGCCAAAUAUUUGUUGCUUGAUGAUGGUCGAAAGCUGUGUCUGGAGUGUCUUGACUCAGCUAUCAUGGAUACUCAUGAAUGCCAACCCCUCUAUGUCGAAAUACAAGAAUUUUAUGAAGGCUUACAUAUGAAGAUAGAGCAGCAAGUUCCUAUGCUUUUGGUUGAGAGACAGGCGCUGAAUGAGGCCAUGGAGGGAGAAAAGAAUGGUCAUCACCACUUACCUGAAACUAGAGGACUAUGCUUGUCUGAAGAGCAAACUAUCCCCACUAUUUUAAGGAGACCAAGGAUAGGGGCAGGUUACCAGCUCAUAGACAUGAUAACUGAGCCUUUUAGGCUGAUCCGUCGUUGUGAAGUGACAGCCAUACUUGUUUUGUAUGGCCUUCCUAGGUUAUUGACUGGAUCAAUCCUGGCUCAUGAAAUGAUGCAUGCAUGGCUUAGGCUUAAAGGCUAUGGCAAUUUGAGGCCAGAAGUUGAAGAGGGAAUUUGCCAAGUCUUGGCUCAUAUGUGGUUAGAUUCAGAGAUCUAUUCUGGCUCUGGGAAUGAUGGUGCAUCAUCAUCAUCGUCAUCAUCAUCUUCGUCCUCUUCAUCACCUUCAUCCUCUUCAUCAUCAAAGAAGGGUAAACGUUCUGACUUUGAGAAGAAACUUGGUGAGUAUUUCAAACACCAGAUUGAGUCAGAUAGCUCACCAGCUUAUGGAGAUGGAUUCAGAGAGGGUAACCAGGCUGUGCUUAAGUAUGGACUUAGAAGCACCCUUGACCAUAUCCGAAUGACUGGAAGUUUUCCAUAUUGAAAAAUGGUAUUUCAUCCCCUUUAGAGUGAGAAUUCACUUUAAAGACUAAGGUGAGAAAUCUCAAUUGUUGAUGAGAAAAUUAAAGAGUUAAAGUUUAACAAAUCCAUGACUUAUUAUUAUUCACUUGUGAUACCAGCCUUUCAUUUUUCAUCAAUGGUUGAGACUUUUCACUUUUCUGUCUAAAGUAAGGAUUCACUUCAGAGAAACCAAAUCCAGAAAUAUAAAUUAUAUAGGAUCUAAAGAUUGCCGAAUUAUAUAAUUUUCACACUACUCUGGACUAAAUAAGGAAUGAGAAUGCUCCUGUUAGUCCGGUUGCCAAAAUCUUUCUUUUCUAUAUGUAUUACAAAAUACCUUGUAGCAGUUGAAAUGUGCAGUGCUGCAAUUUCCAGAUAUACAUAGGCACCUCGUAUUCUACAUGUUUUACAAAAUACGUUGUAUUAGUUGAAAAUAACAGCUGAAGCAAUUACAGUAAAAUUUUGUAUAUUUUGUAUUUUUCUGA